Saccostrea cuccullata (small rock oyster) is the source of this 1101-nucleotide messenger RNA. RefSeq lists its product as uncharacterized. The record is from RefSeq and is a predicted model, not a curated record. NCBI's taxonomy places the organism in Eukaryota, Metazoa, Mollusca, Bivalvia, Ostreida, Ostreidae.
AUGAGCCAGCCGUCUUUUAGUUUAUCCAGUGAGCAGUUGCAAUACUGGAUAUCAGAAGCUGUCGCAAAUAUCGUAAGCAAGCAGAGUGAGACCAAUCCCCCAAUGCCCAUAGAGCCACUGAAAACCCCCAUGGCCACACGGGAACUGAGUCAAGGUACAGAACCCGACUUAAUAAAUGACAAUUACCUUGCAUUAACACCAAGCUAUGAUAACGAUUUAGGCCAUAAAGUGUCAAAUAAAUUUAAAUUUAAAAUCGUUAAUGGCGAGUACAUCAAUUUGGGUUUGUUAGUCGAAAAUUCACAUAGGGUCGAUCCAAAUGAUGAGACCAGAUAUUUUUCCAUGAGAGAGGGUAGCCUCACCCUGGCCCCAAAAACUAAAGCAAGGGUAAUUAACGACAUUCAAGUAUGGACGGAUGCUUUUCUCAUUUACGCAUCCAUAUAUGCCUCAGUCCAUCCCGAGAGCAGUGCUCAGUUGUUCAAAUAUAUUCAUACUAUUAGGUUAGGGGCAAGUAGAAUAAAGACACUCGGGUGGCGCAACUAUGACAUCCAGUUUAGGCUCAAGACGGAGGCUGACCCAUCUCUCUCAUUUGCUGUUGUCGAUCAGGGGCUAUGGCUCUUGAAUAUGUACAGUGCCCCUAGCACCCAGAUUUCCUCACCUCAGCCCCCUUCUUAAGUAUUCAUUUACAAGGGCAUAUGUAAUAAACUCGUAUGUCAAUACAAGCAUGAAUGUAUGAUAUGUUCACAAAACCAUCCCUACAUUAAACACAAGACAUCCUCAGGCUCUAGUUUGAAUUUUAGGUCAACUGGUCUGCAAGCAACAUGGCGGCCUCAUCUACCCAGGAGACCCACAGCACCAAGUUCAGCUAUUAGAGCAUCUUAUGCCCAAUCAGCUAGACCUCAGUCAUGUUACGAAGGUCCCCGAGUGGCCACUGACUGUAAUAAUCUUAAAUCCUUGUCUGGGUUACAGUAUGAAGUUAUUCAGUUGGUUGUUAAUGAAAUCAUGUUGGGCAGAGUUGCAGGUCCAUUCAAUCAGCCCCCUCUACCUAACCUUAGGUUGUCUCCAGUGGGCAUGGUACAAAAGAAGGGGAUUCUUACAGAUUGA